UGGCAACAUUGCACCACUCUCGUCAGCUGUCAAUUUUCUGUCAUAUGUCAAGUUGUCAGUCACCUUGAGCAGUAAUGGCGUCAAAUAGCUAUUCUGUUAAUUUUAUUUAAUUCUCGUUUUAGAUGUAUUUUUUAUUUAGUCUUAGUUUUUCUCGUAACGCUUUUAGGACAGUUAAAUUAAGGUGUUAAAACUGAUUGCUUCAAAAUAUCGAAAAUUAUGUCAGAGGCAGAGGAGGUGCAGCAUCCCACCAGUCCUGCAGAAAGAGACAAGGCUCCAUGCAGAGUGCUUGUCUCGGACCAAGAAAUGGGGGUUUUGACGGCGCUCGAGUGGCAAAACCGCUGGCGACAGCAAGAAUCAUAUGUGACUCUAUUAGAGCGUAAGCCGACACAACAAGAAGGGGAGCUGACAGAGCUGAGACAUACAGUUGAGAAAACUAGGGCCCAACUGACAGACUCUCAGCAAAGGGAAAAGAUUCUUGUGCGUAGGUUGACUGCUAAAGAGCAGGAAAUGCAAGAUUAUGUGGUUAGUAAUUUUAUAUUUGGGUUUUAGUGCUAAGAGUCACUCAAAUGUUCUUAAUAUAUGAGGUAUUGCAAAGUUGAUUUAAAAAAUCUUGUGCAGUUUAGUGGCAAAACUAAAAUGAUUUUUGUUAUAAUUCAAGUGCCCUUUUUAGUGAGUCUGUGCGGGUUAAUCAGUGAUAGUGAAUGAUGAAUAGUGUUUGUGUAUGUAGUGAAAUCAUUUCUUACUAACAAUCUAUUUGGUUUUGAGAGUGUUGCUAUUGUUAUUAUUGUAAACUAAAAGAUAUUCUCACUUGUUUGUAUAUAUCUACCAGGUUUGUUGUAUUUUCUGUUUUAUUGAGCCUUAUGGUUAUUUAUUAAUAUUGUGAAAUGAAAAUGGAUUUGAUGUAGAAAAUCAAUUUUGUUCAUAGUAUAUAGCUAAAUUUAAAAAAAAAAUGUUAUAUUUCAUGUAUACCAUUUUCCAUAUAUUUUAAUGUGGUAUCUAGAAUUUAUUUUUAAAAUAUUUAAUUUAUUCAUAUGGCUUAUAAUGGUAAACAAAUCUAUUUUUCAUUACUUACCAUUAGUCUCCUUCAACUAGAAUUCAACUCUACAACAAAAGUAUGUUGAUCUUUGCAUACUAUAUAUUUUUAUACCAUAAUGAUGCAAAUACUCUUAAUUUGUAUUACAAAAUAUUGAAAUCAAACAUACACAAACAAUUUAUACUUAUUUGUUGAUAAAAGAUGCAAGGAAAUAACAUUUACCUUUUUGCAAUUUUAUUACAGUAUUGUACAAGUAUGUCAUAACUCAUUCAUAUCAAAACUUGUGACUCUGUGUUGAUGCAUUUUAGAUAAUUACUGGAAAUUGACUAUUCUGUGAAGGCUGUGAACAUAUAAUAAUACUAAAAUUCUUGCUUUGAAUAAAUGCAAGUGAAAUUCACAAAAAGUAGAUUUUCAUUAUACAAGAAUAUCUACAAAUUUGGUUGAUUAUAAAAAAGCAGUGUUAUGGAUGGAAGAGCCACAUUGAUAUAAAUAUUCAUUAAAACGUUAAGAUUGCUUUUGUCAAUCUUGUACACAAAGAAGCAUCCUAUUACGUUGCAUGUUUGUGCUAUCUUUCAGUGAAGUGCAAAAUAAUAGUUCUAAAAAAUAUUUUAUUAUAUUUUUUAGGUUUUUUAUGUAUUUUUUGAACCUUUUAUCAGAAAAAGUAUUGUUUAUUAUUGCAUGAUGUGUAAGUGUCAUAGAUGCACAUGUGUAUGUAUAAACAUGGCAUCUUAUUUUUGUUGUUA
This is a messenger RNA of Acanthoscelides obtectus, 1776 nucleotides long. The record is from the annotation of a GenBank genome assembly. NCBI's taxonomy places the organism in Eukaryota, Metazoa, Arthropoda, Insecta, Coleoptera, Chrysomelidae.